UUCUAUCUUUCAUCAUUCAGGAAUAUGAUGUCCAGUUAAGAUUGAGCGGUAAAAAUAUAUCAGGAAGUAGACCUCAAGUUUGUCCUUUUAUGACUUUGUACAAACAAAUAGGAAAGAAGUGGGCCAAACUGGGUACCACUAAUACUAUUCUAUACGGCAACAUUCAGAAUCAGCAAGAAAUUAACAUUCCAGUAAAAGAUUUCUGCGAUGGAGACAUUCACAAGAAAUUAUAUUUGAGAUGUUUUCGUAAGAAACAGAUCCUCUGGAUACCAAGGUCUCACUAUUUAUUUUGCAGAAUUUUUUCUUUUCUUUCUCUGCUUCCUCUCCUCUAUAUCGCAACUUAUCUCUUUAAAAGUAUGACGAGAUUUUGCACAUUUCCUUUUAUGCAAUUUUAAUCAUAAGAUUUUAGUUGACCCGAGACUACAAUAACAAAGAAGUGCGUGUUCUAAGAGGCUGCAAAGUGAGAUCGAACGCAUAAUAACGUGGUUGUAAAAUGAAAUACUUCGCCACACAAAUGCGCCUAUUUCUAUAACCAACUAAAGCUAUAAGUACCUAAUAUAUCCAAAAGCAUAUCCGGAUUGUAUGUAUGUGUUUGCGUUUGAAAGUGUAUGUGUAGAAUCUGUAGAUAUCUCUUUAUUUUUCAACAGAUAUUUCUUAUGCCGGUUUCAAAUUUUGGCCCAAGGUCAGCAAUUUCGGGAGAAGGAAUAAGUCGAUUACAUCGACCGUAGUGCUCAGCUGCUACUUAUUUUAUUGACCUCAAAAAGAUGAUGUUGACUUCGGAACAAUUUGAACUCAGAACGUAAAGAUGGACAUAAUGCUGCUAAGCAUUCUGUCAGGUCGCCGCCUUAGAUAUAUUAUAAAAGAAAGUAAUAACAGCAUGCAGGAGUAUUAACUUGCACACUUGUAAAGUAUUUUGCUUCCUGAUACACAGAACCAUGUUCACGCUGUUGCGUAUGCACGAGGUGCACUUCAGAAGUUUUGAGACUUUUUUUCAGGAGAGACAUUUAUUGAUUUUAAAGAAGUACAGAACUGUAUUCUCCUAAACUGGACUCAGUAACUUCAAUGCACGAGUUGUGGCGCACCAGCCACUUCAUGAAGGCUUCAUGGAAUUCCUCCGAAGUGAAGGUAUCGAGGAUCUUUGUCUCAGAUUUCAUCUUCGUGAUGUCUUCAAAACGACUGCCUCUGAGGUUCUCAUUCAGCUUAGGGAACAAGCAAGUUACAGGGAGUAAGGUCUGGACUGCGGGGUGGAUGGGAAAAGUUUUGAUACCAGACACAACUGUUUAGAAGGGUAUGUUCAAAGUGCAGUUAUAGUCGUCUCCUUCAAUCUGGAAAAAAAAGUUGGCACGUCAGCUUAUUAGACGUAUUGUAAUCAUACACGAAAUUUACAAUGAACUGAAACAGUUAUAACUGCCUCUGUAAAACGUCUCAAAAUUUCUGGAAUGUCCCUUGUAUACACACACACACAUACACACACACACACACACACACACACACACACACACACACACACACACACACACACACACACACACACACACACACACACACACACACACACAUGCACGCACAUUAUGAUGGAAUAAUUACUAUGAAGCAUUGUGUAGAAUAUAUUGUAUAAAGGAUCGUGGGCAAGGCCAAAACAAUGCGAAGGAAAUGCAAGGUAAAUCACAAGAAAACAAAAAUGUUAAUUAAUGUAUUCAAUAUUUCGGGGUUAUGACCUCAUUUUCAAAAAAUAGUCGUAUGUUGCCGAUAAUCAAAGGACAUACGAAGUAUGUCUAAUUGCUGGAAAUAACAGUCAAAACUCUUAUUUAAAUCGCCAAAAUACACUAAUAAUAACUACAGAGAUCAUCCGUCUGAAGGCAAAUGGGCUAAGACAAUCUCUCAGUAAACAUUCAAGUAGUUGGACUCACAUGGACCGGUUUCUGUACUGGCAUAAUAGCCUCAUCUACCUCAGCACGCGCUACCAUAAUAUAAAGCUCCAGCCCGUCGUAUUGAAGUCUGCGCUGCAACUGAUUCGUUUUGCGCCGAAAUCAUGGCAGCAACCAGUGUGAAAAUAAUACUUGAAUGAAAGCUGAGAGAUUUUUUUAGCCCGUUUGCAUUCGCACGGUUGAUUUCUGUAGUUAUUAUUAGUGUAUUUUGGCGAUUUAAAUAAGAGUUUUGACUGUUAUUUCCAGCAGCUAGACAUACUUAGUAUGUCUUUUGAUUAAUUUUAAUCCUUCAGCUAUUUAAUGCUUUUCGGGAGCCUGCAAUCGCCUAUAUUAUUGAUUCUGUUAUUAUCAUUCUAAAUUGUUACACUAGAUAAUAAUAGAGUCAAUGAUAUCUUCGCAAAUUAUCUUUUCCUGAAUUAUUUUUCUCGCGAA
Molecule: messenger RNA, 2360 nt
Organism: Octopus bimaculoides (California two-spot octopus)
Lineage: Eukaryota; Metazoa; Mollusca; Cephalopoda; Octopoda; Octopodidae
Source: RefSeq, a predicted model, not a curated record